AAUAAAUAAACUAUAUAAUUAUGAUCCAAAAUAAAAUACUUAAAAUAAAAUCUUUGUUGGAAGCGUGUUUUUACUGCUAAUGAUCUGCUCUUGAGUUCUUAGAUAUGUAGAACUGUAUUUGUAGGUUCAAAUUCUCGAAUUCUAAGGCCGACUCUUGGUAGUGGAAAGGUUCGAAGAUGGACUCUUCUCAACUUGUUCUAUGUACGAUUCUCUGAUUUCAGGUGCCUCAGUCAAAGCUUUAAACUCAUUACUUCUAAAGGUGUGGUGGAAAUCAAUCCCAAUGUCUAUUUUCAAUUGGAAACUUCUUUAAGAUCGGAUUCCUAUCAAAGAAAACUUGGUUAAAAGAAACAUCAAGUCUGGUGGUGAAGAUUCAUCAUGCCCCGUUUGCUUAGGAAACCCCAAAUCUGCCCUUCAUUUGAUGCUUGAGUGUUGCGCUGGGACCUAUGUCUGGGCUUUGGUGAGUACAUGGCUUAAUUGCACUUUGAAAUUUGAAUUCCUCUCUGGAUUUGUGCAAUCAUUUUGGUAACUUCAUUCUUGAGGGGGAUGAAAAGAUGGAGAAAAAGGUACCCAAUUUAAUUGGGUCAAUGCACUGUUUGGAGGAUUUAGAAGACAAGAAAUGAGCUCAUUUUCAAGAAAUUAAUCCAGAUAUCAAUAAGAUUGAGGAAGGUGUGAAGAUUAACUCUUGAAGAUGACUUUGGGUAAACUUUCCUCAUUCUUUUUGCUAUUCAGUAAAUGAUUGGUGUCUAUAUCUGAAAGUGUAUAUCCCUUCUUAUCUGCAAUAUUAUACGUUUGCAUUUUGAAAUUGUUGAGUACCCCAUAUACUCAUCAUUUAUUUAAAAAAAAUACUCAACUAUAUUAUAUGGGACGAAAUAGUUGGCAUUAAACGGAACUUGAGAGAAUUAAAAUCAUGAGCGAAAAAUUCUAUGGCGAUCAGAUAGGUCCGAUUUUGACCCACAACCAUUAAUGUCCAUUAUAUACUCACCCACUCACCAGCCCUCCUAAUUAUAGUAAUUGAGAGAGAGAGAGAGAGAGAGUGAGAGGAUCUGAAAAAGAAAAAGUGAUAAAAGUAUAGUUAAUACGAACAAGCAAUUCUUUUUUGAUGCCAUGGACACGCAAAACAUUAAAUGUUUAGUUAAAUAUAUAGUGCGAUCAAGGGAAGCAUCAUAUAUAGUUUUGAGUUACUGAGAAGAAUAAAAAUGGCUUCCCAAAAACUAUUGGUUCUGACAUUUUUGGUAGCACUAAGUUGCUUAGCAGACAGCAUGCAAAUGCAACCACUUGACUCGGAGGUUUCUUCAGCAGAAAACAAAGUGAAUCUGUCUGUGUACUACGAAUCUCUGUGCCCUUAUUGUGCCAACUUCAUGGUUAAUCAUCUCCUCAAGAUUUUUCAGACAGAUCUCAUCAACAUCGUCAAUCUCAGACUCAUCCCAUGGGGCAACACUCAGAUUCAACCCAAUGAUACUUGGAUUUGCCAGCAUGGUGUUGACGAAUGUCGGCUGGAUGUCAUAGAAGCUUGCGCCAUUGAUUCCUGGCCUAGAGUGGAGACACAUUUCAAGUUUAUAUACUGCGUGGAGCGACUGCAUUUGAUGGACAGGCACUCAGAGUGGCGAUCAUGUUACGCUGCAAAUAAUCUGGAUCAAACGCCCCUCAAUAAUUGCUAUAAUAAUGGCCUCGGUUUUCAGCUUGAGAAAGCAUAUGCUGAUGAAACUGCUAAGCUCAAUCCUCGACACAGAUUUGUGCCAUGGGUAGUUGUCAAUAACAUUCCUCUACAAGAAGUCAGUCUCUCUCUCUCACUCUCAAUACAUACAUAUAUGUACAAAAAUGAGCUAUAUCUUUGCUUUCAUGGAUGCAGGAUUUUCAGAACUUCAUAGGCUAUGUUUGCAGAGCUUACAGAGGAAACAAGAUGCCCAAAGCUUGCGCUCGUUAAGAGAAGAAGAAGCUUUAGAAGAAUUUGCAGUAUUCUGAAGAUUCAAAAAACUUCGAAAUAAUAUUCAGUUUUCCCUAAUGCAGUAAUUUUCUGUACCAUUACAGCUUUCAGUGUAGAAACAUGUUGUAACAAUUGUUUUGAUCCACAAUGUAAAAGUAAAAAUUUUGCUGUUUAA
Salvia miltiorrhiza (redroot sage) is the source of this 2099-nucleotide messenger RNA. Its product is annotated as gamma-interferon-responsive lysosomal thiol protein. The transcript has 4 exons. The record is from RefSeq and is a predicted model, not a curated record. The coding region runs from base 1197 to 1868 and encodes 223 amino acids. Lineage: Eukaryota; Viridiplantae; Streptophyta; Magnoliopsida; Lamiales; Lamiaceae. Gene Ontology annotation, molecular function: oxidoreductase activity, acting on a sulfur group of donors, disulfide as acceptor.